Molecule: messenger RNA, 1644 nt
Organism: Fusarium musae
Lineage: Eukaryota; Fungi; Ascomycota; Sordariomycetes; Hypocreales; Nectriaceae
Exons: 6
Coding region: 1-1644 (547 amino acids)
Molecular function (GO): copper ion binding; oxidoreductase activity
Source: RefSeq, a predicted model, not a curated record
AUGGGUUUUUGGAAGAGACUCACGGAGUUUCUCUUCAUUCAUCGGUUCACGGACCAGACCAAAUUCUCUCAUACUUACUCUCCUGUUCAAGAUCUUUCUCUUGUUGAUGCUUUUGAUGCAGAGUCUAUUGAUGGGGCGUGCAACUCGCCUACGAACAGACGAUGCUGGUCUAAUGGCUUUGACAUUCAUACUGAUUAUGAGGAAGUGAUUCCAGAGGGCAAAGUUCGCAAGCCCGGUGAGAACUUCACUUACGUUUGGAGAGCUACACAAUACGGAACAUCGUGGUAUCAUAAUGCCGAUGGACUUGCAGGCGCUCUCAAGAUCAAUGGGCCAACUAGCAUGGACUACGACGUUGAUCUUGGCCCAGUCCUCAUCACUGAUAACUUUCACAAAACCACCUUCUCCCAAGUCCAGCUCGAAUAUUUAGGCCGCCCUCCAGCUCCAGACAGCAUGCUCAUGAACGGCAACGGCAGAUACUACUGCUGUCCCUCUCUCGACAAGAACUGCAAGGGUGACUCCAAACUCACAUCUUUCCACUUCGAACCAAACAAGACUUACAAAAUGAGUCUCGUCAACACCGCUGCUUCAACGCACACAACCUUCUGGAUUGACUACCAUGAUUUCUGGGUCGUGGCCACUGACUUUGUCCCCAUUGUGCCCUACAAGACAGACAUGAUCAACAUCGCCAUUGGUCAGCGCUACGACAUUAUCGUCAAUGCGACAGCUGUCAAGGGGAAGAAUAGCAGAAACGUCAACUUUUGGAUGCACGCUCGCGAUUGUCAGAAUGGCGGUGCGAGGUCCAAUCUUGGCAUCAUUCGGUACGAUGCUAAUUCAAAGUCUAUCCCUUGGACACCUCCCCCCAAAGAAGAUAACAUCUGCUACGGCUGCCAGGAUGAGCCUAGUGAGAAGCUCAAGCCUAUUGUGCAGCGCAACAUUACACAGCAUAACGAUGACUACAUCAAGAACUCGUUCAAGGUGCAUCUCGUCGGAUAUCCCAAUGAAUUCAAGAAAGACUCCAUGAUGCACAAAUGGGUCCUCGCCAACUCAUCUUUCUAUCUUGACUGGGCAGAACCAAGUCUAAGUCUCGUCAAGAUUGCUUCUGAAAAGGGCUGGAAUAAUCCUCAGUUCCCUGUUGGGUAUGAACCUGUGACCCUUGACUAUGCGAAUGGAACGUGGGUUGCAUUUCUCAUCGAGGGUAAAUUCACAGAGUCGAUUCAUAAUUCUACGACAAAGGGACAUCGCAAGGUAUACAAGACGCAAGCACCCGUCGCGCAUCCAAUUCAUGUGCACGGACAUGACUUUGUUCUUCUCGACUCUGGAAACAAAGAGUUUGAUCCAAAGAAUUUUACUCUUCAACUGACCAAUCCUCCUCGUCGGGAUGUUGUACUCUUACCGGUUGAUGGCUACAUUAUCAUCGCCUUCCAAAUCAACAACCCUGGUGUUUGGCUAAUGCACUGUCAUAUCGCCUUCCACGCAUCGGGCGGCCUGGCACUUCAAUUCAUCGAGUCCCCUAGAACCAUUGGACCGAUGUUUAAAAACUCGGGUAUCUUGCCUACAUAUUCCGAGACGUGUGCGAACUGGGCUGCGUACUAUACCAUGUUUAACAAGCACAAUAAUGCGACUCAGGAUGAUUCUGGUAUUUAG